Messenger RNA from Penicillium taxi, 4734 nucleotides. RefSeq lists its product as uncharacterized. Bases 1 to 4734 code for a protein of 1577 amino acids. The transcript is spliced from 3 exons. NCBI's taxonomy places the organism in Eukaryota, Fungi, Ascomycota, Eurotiomycetes, Eurotiales, Aspergillaceae. The record is from RefSeq and is a predicted model, not a curated record.
AUGGGGGUCAAUACCCGCAGACCAGUCCUUCCCGCUCCCACAGAAUCCAUCAUCGAAUCACCGAGCAACAGCAUAACGGGCACUGAUCUGGCAACUGACCUUUCUCGCCGCACAGACAAAACGUCGUAUUCAAUUCCGGACGACGGUAGCCCUAUCACUGUGUCCACCCGGCGCCAUCGGGACCGGGACGACAAGCUGUCUCGCUCACAGCGGGACUCGCAGACUUCCCUCCUCAUAGAAUACUUUGAGGGUGGGAAGGGAUCUACCGGCAUUGUCUCUCGGCCUAGUGUACGAGUUCGUGUAACCCCGUCCGGUGUCAGAAAACACAGGGACGCAGAUCAUAUUCAGAUCACCGAUUCGGGCAGCAGUCGCAAGCCAUCUCAUACCCAUCGGAUAUCAUUCAACUCACCUGCCAAAGACAAAAGUCUGACUGUUGAUGAUCAAAGUGUUAGUUCCAAUUCUGCUGAAGAGGGUCAACUGGAUUCAUCGCCUCACCCGGUUGAAAUCGAGUUCAUGAAUCGUGAACAAGGAAGUGAGGUCUCAGCCAUGUCCCAAGAAGGCAGAUAUCUACCCGGAACGUCAGAUAUUUCCUCCAUGCCCGCAGAUAGCAUGCUCGACACUACGUCCUCCGCUGGGCCUCGUCGAAAACGUAGUAAAAGUAUCGAGCGCGAGGAAGCUCACCAGGAAAAAGACAAGAGCUUGUUGAAAACCCCGCACCGGCGACGCAGUCGCAGUCUGAGUACAGAGCGUAUCGCACAUCUAGCGGCAGAAAAGCUCAGCGGUCCACCCCAGGAGGUCUCCAGCGGCAAGCAGAAGAGCAAGAGUAAAAACAAGGGCAAGAGCGGCAAGGUCUAUCUGGAUCCUGAGCCUAAGUCUAAAUCAACACACCGGAAGCGUCAUGGCUCGGGAGAGGAGGAUAUAGUUCCUAGCGCAGAAUCCAGCCUUCUCAGCACUUCCUCGAACCGCAAAUCUGGAGAUCAAUACUCCAUGCUCUCUGGAGCUUCGAAAUCUUCAAUCAACAACCCGAAGUUGCUAGAGACAGUAGAAGAUGCGAUUCGGCGACUGAUCUUGCCAGAGCUCAAGGAACUCAAGAAGGACCAGAAAGUCAUGAAAAACAAAUCCAAGUUUGAUCAGGAUAUGGCCAACUCGCAUUCUUCUUCCACGGGGAGCUCUAAAGAGGGACCAGAAUUGGUUCGACGAUUAUCAAAACAUGCCAGUGCACCGGAUGUCAUGAAGCCCAAGGUGGUUUUGAAUAAGGACAGCCAAGAUGAGGGUAUUGUUCUGUCUGGUGACUCAAAGCCAGAAUAUCGAAACACCGAGCGCAAGCCCAGCAAGAGUAGCGAGACGUCUGAUGCUGCAUGGGUCAAGUGGGGCCGACCUGAUCUCACUGAGCAGGAUGUGCUUCGUCGACAGAAAAGCAAGGGUCUCCGCGAUGCCCAAGCUGCUGGACGAGUAGGCUCGGCGUUGACUGCGGCAUCUCUCAAGCAUCAUGAUUCUCAGUCUAGUCUUGGACAACAGGAGCGAAGGGCAAGUGGCUCGCGGAAGAGUGUGGAGGGCUACAACGACACUGAGCUUGUUUUCAAGAAGCACAACGUGCCACUCAUGCCGAUGCGCAGUGAACUCGACUCCCAGGUGACCAGAACAUCGUUGCUCUCUGAACCAUCUGAAAUAUUCACCCCUCGCCAGAGACUUUCGCACGCGGACCUCUCCACAGGCUCACCCAGACAACUUCUUUCAUCCACACAAUCCCGCACACCAACCCUUGAAUCUCGAUAUGAACUUGGUAUGCGCCAUGGCAACCAGUCGCAGCGGGAUCUAUCCCUGCAUAGCGCCUCGGAUCGUGACUUGCGUGCCAAGAGCCAGUCUCCUGGAAGUGACGGUGCAAAUUGGGCCAUUGCUGCAGCCGCUGCAGCCAAUCUGCUUGAUAUUGCCUAUCCAGAACACCAAUCCGCAGAAAUCAGCCAUUACCAGGCUGGUCGAUCGCUCAGCCCUAUCCAGAGUGUUGUCAGUGAAAAAAUCGAAACCGCCCAACUUGCAAACAAGCAGCCUCAUCUGGAAGGCCAGCGAGGUAUGGAACCCCGCCUAUCCAUUGACACUCUAUCGUCUGCGCCCAGCACAAAUCUUGCACGAUCAACGCGACAAGGUGCUAGCCCUAUAAGCCAGGGUGGAUUAUCGAAGCAUGAAAGCCAAGGUCCCGAAUUGGGAUAUGAGGAUUCACAAUUGACCCAGACAAAUGACUAUUAUGAGAAUGAAGAGUCCAGACUCUCGGCUGGAGAAGAUGGUAGUGAUGUUGAUUUCAUGGACCAGGUUAAACAGGGCCAGCAUGUGGCACGCGGCGCUGCAGCCAACCCCCAGUUCGUGCAUCCAGUCGGUGUUGAGUCAGCUGUUGCUUCUUUGUUGGAACCGUCUACUCUCUCCCAGUCAUAUGUGUCCGGUACGCAAUCUGAUGUCGUUGAUCGUGAGAUUCCACGGGCAGGAAGUCGGAGCCCCGAAAAGAGUGAGGUUUACCGCGGAAGCCCUCUGAAACAACGACAAGAUGCUGCCAGUACUGAUGAAACAUCCUUCCCUCGACGAAUGGGUCUCACUUCUCCCCCACAGAGUGUCACUCAGUCUAUUGACGACUUGGAAGAGGCCGGUAUGAUGGCCGCGACUGCUCGCCACCUCAGUAGCCCCCUUGAAGAUGCCGAGGGUAGCGAAGAGUCGGAGUCUGAGAUCAAUACUAACCCAUCCAUCAUUCAAGGCCCCAUUGGCGGAGUUGCUUACGGCACUGAUCAUUGGGUGCCCGCUGGGCAAAUCCCUAACUACGACCCUGCCCAAGCAGCUGCGGGUCUGACUCACGGGAAACCGGUUGGUCUCGAUGCGGAAUACUAUGAGACGGCUCGAAACAUCUUUGGUGCCGACGAGGACUAUUAUCUCGACCAACAGGCCCAACAACUGUUCGGUACACCUCCCGGAGCCAAGGACGAGGGCUACGUAUCGGCUGCCAACCCUUUGUCUCCCAGCGUUGGUACUCCCAAACAAGGCACACGAGGCGUUGGAGGACCAGAAGGCUUUGGUAAUCCCGCUGGGGGCGAGGACCCAUUUGCUCCUACCACUGAUCAACAGCGACACUUCAGCGGGUAUUCUCACGGUGUAGGGUCGCCACUCUACGACAGCUCAACUGGCCGCGGCAUCGAGCGCAUUCAAUCUAAAGACAUUGUUGCCCUCAUGGAUCAUCUCACUGUCCGUGAUGCCCAACGAAAUGCCCGGGAUACUGAGAUCCUGGUGACUCUUGUUCGGAGUGCAGCUGAGAUGCGCAACUCAUUCGAAGCGAUGAAGAAGUUUAUUGUGCAGCAAGAUGACUUGAUCAUGGACAACAGCGACGAGAUGCAUGAGAAAACUCACAGAGCACUUGGUGGACCUCGUCCAUUGCCUCCCAGCGGUUCUCGAGGCCGUCAGCUGAACACAGUAGCGGAAGACGAAGAUAUUCAGACUAAGCGAGCGAGCAUCUUCAAGCGUGCUUUGAAAGGUCUUAGCUUAAAGUCUGGCAAUGAUCUGACUAAGAUUGAAGGCAUGCUUGAGCAGUUGCUUGAGGAGGUUGAGGCCAUGCGUGAAGAACAGGGCUAUAUCAAACCCCGCGGUGGUCUGUUGUCAGGUGCGGACCCGAGUGGUUAUGAGGCUAAUGGCAACGCCGACGCUCCUUUUGGAAGCCGCCCUCCUUAUAGAUUGAGUCCCCGACCAAUGACUGCGGAUCAGCGAGUCAGCACUGUCCCUGAAGAGGACGAAGAGGAGGAUGUUGAGAUCGAUGGUGAUGAUGCGUACAUGAGUGCGCAUCUCCCAAUUCAGCAAAAAAUCCGUCACGAAAGAGCUGGAUCCAUGCCUCUAUCGACACCACCUCGGAAACCGGUUGGCAGCGGGGCUCGGAGCACCGAGACGACUCCAAAGGCCGACAAGAACCGCAAGCACAAAUCGACCAGCUCUUCUAUCUUCCCGAAGAUCUCUCGCUGGUCGAAGACAACUGCCUCUUCUAUGGGCGACAACAUUCGCAACAGCAUCCAGCCUACACGAAAGGAGCGCCCUCACUCGGAAAUUUCCCGCUCUGGGUCCGAUGAGGCAUACAAGACCGGCAACUACUACGAUCCUCAAGGCGAUGACCGUCUCCGAUCUACAUUCACUGACGAUGAGGGCGUUCAGCAGGAGAACCGCCCGCCUUCGCCUCUGGUUCCUUCUCAGGUCUCAGAGGCCCCCAAGUAUCGGGCUCAUCGUGGCAGCCUUGAAAUACAACACCCCCAGCCUCGUCAAGGCCCUACCGGUCGCUUCCAGUCUGCACUAGAGUCCCAAGCCCAGACGUACACUUCAUUGACUGCGUCUCCGACCUCGGAGCAGUGGGGAUCAAACCCCAGCUUGCCCGUUGUCCAACCCAUUACCAACCGCUAUAGCAAUGGCAGCCGUCUCUCUCCAAUCUCAGAUGGAGGCUAUUCAGAGGGCAGUGCUCGACAACAGGCACCUCCUCGACCUCCGAAGGUCCUAGAUGAUGGGCCUUUGGUUCCUGAGCGACCCCCAAAGGUCACCGAAGAUGAAGCACAGGCUUCAUAUGGCACCGACCGUGUCACCUCGCGGAACUCGAUCAUCCGUUCUCCCCCAACCAGAAAGCCAACAGGACCUCGUCCUCUUACAUCCGGCGGCAACUACAGCCCAAAACGUACCCGCUACCAAGGCAGCCCGAUGCAAGUUGACUACGACGACGACUACUAA